GGAGGGCAACUUCCGGUUCCGCUUUUUUUUCACGGUGGGAAGAAACCGGCGAGGGGUCGGGCUGAGAGCUGGGAUACCGAAGCGGAGGGAAGCGCGGAGAGGAGCUUCGGAAAGACUCGGUUCCCGUUCAACUCGGCGCCCCGCCCACUCAUCCGGGAGCCACGCCCCCUCCCGGCAGGAUGAACCGCCCGAAGGCCGCGGCCGCGCGCCGUCCUAGCGCCGCCGCCAAACCCUCCGGUCACCCGCCUCCAGGAGAUUUCAUCGCCUUGGGUUCGAAAGGCCAGGCCAAUGAAUCCAAAACGACGGCCGCAUUGCUGAAGCCGGCCUCGGCGGGUUUGCCUUCUGAAAGGAAGCGGGAUGCCUCUGCUCCUCUGUCGGGAGCUUCUGGGCUCACAGGGCUUUCCAAGCGCCCCAAACUCGCCGCAACGCCCCCCCUGAGUGCUUUGGGACGGCUGGCCGAGGCUGCCGUGGCCGAGAAGAGGGCCAUCUCUCCUUCCAUCAAGGAACCCUCGGUGAUUCCCAUUGAAGUGGCUGCAACCAUCCUGGUGGAUGAAAUUGAGUCUGCGGAAGCUGAAGGCAACGACGACCGCAUCGAAGGGGUGUUGUGUGGAGCCGUGAAGCAGCUGAAAAUGAAUAGAGCCAAGCCAGACACCACCCUGUACUUGAGCCUGAUGUACCUGGCAAAAAUGAAGCCAAACAUAUUUGCCACGGAAGGAGUGAUUGAGGCGCUCUGCAGUCUUCUCCGUCGAGACGCCUCUAUCAACUUUAAAGCCAAAGGGAAUAGUCUCGUCUCUGUCUUGGCUUGUAACCUUCUGAUGGCAGCAUACGAGGAAGAUGAGAACUGGCCUGAGAUUUUUGUCAAGGUGUACAUAGAAGAUUCUCUAGGAGAACGGAUUUGGGUGGACAGCCCACAUUGCAAGACCUUUGUGGAAAACAUUCAGACAGCAUUCAGCACCAAGAUGCCCCCCAAAAGUAUUCUGUUACAUGGGGAGGUUGGACGUGGCGGAGGAGACCUCAGUGCUGGGAACAGCCCACAUCCCUCUGUGCCAGACGAGGAAGACAGCCAGAGCGAGUUGUUGAUCGCUGAGGACAAGAUGAGCCCUGAGCAGGAGGGACAGUUGAUGCCCAGGUAUGAUGACCUGGCCGAGAGCGUGGAGGAGUAUGUCCUGGACAUGCUGCGGGACCAGCUCAACAGGCGCCAGCCAAUGGACAAUGUUUCUCGCAAUCUCCUGCGUCUCCUGACCGCCACGUGUGGCUACAAGGAGAUCCGCCAAAUGGCAGUGCAAAGGCUUGAGAUGUGGCUGCAGAACCCCAAGCUCACCCGUCCGGCUCAGGACCUCCUUAUGUCAGUCUGCAUGAACUGCAACACCCACAGCUCUGAGGAUGUGGAAGUGGUCUCCAACCUGAUUAAAAUCCGCUUGAAGCCCAAAGUCCUUCUCAACCAUUACAUGUUGUGUGUCAGGGAACUACUGAAUGCCCACCGGGACAACUUGGGUACAGUGGUCAAAUCGGUGAUCUUCAAUGAACUUUCAAAUGCUAGAAACCCCAACAACAUGCAGAUUCUCUACACAGUCCUCCAGCAUAGCCCAGAGCUUGCUCCCAAGUUCCUGGCAAUGGUGUUCCAGGAUCUGCUGACCAACAAAGACGACUACCUACGGGCGUCACGGGCCUUGCUGCGGGAGAUCAUCAAGCAGACCAAACAUGAGAUCAACUUCCAGGCCUUCUGUCUCGGCCUCAUGCAGGAACGGAAGGAGUCCCAGUAUGUUGAGAUGGAGUUCAAGGACCGGUUUGUCAUCCAUAUAACAGACCUGCUGGCUGUCUCCAUGAUGCUCAGCAUCACUGUCCAGGUGAAGGAAGCAGGGAUUGCGUGGGACAAAGGAGAGAAAAAGAAUCUGGAAGUACUGCGGGCCUUCCAGAACCAGAUUGCUGCAAUUCAACGGGAUGCUGUCUGGUGGCUGCACACUGUGGUUCCCUCUAUCACUAAACUGGCUCCCAAGGACUAUGUCCAUUGCCUCCACAAAGUGCUCUUCACGGAGCAGCCGGAGACCUACUACAAAUGGGACAACUGGCCACCCGAGAGCGACCGCAACUUCUUCCUUCGCCUAUGCUCUGAAGUGCCCAUCCUCGAAGACACACUCAUGCGCAUCCUUGUGAUCGGCCUGUCCCGUGAUCUCCCUCUUGGCCCUGCCGAUGCCAUGGAGCUGGCUGACCAUUUGGUGAAACGGGCGGCAGCUGUGCAGGCAGACGACCUGGAAGUCUUGAGAGUGGAGAGGAUUCAGCUGAUUGAUGCUGUCUUGAACCUGUGCACUUACCACCAUCCGGAGAAUAUCCAGCUGCCUCCGGGGUACCAGCCUCCAAACCUGGCCAUCUCUACACUUUACUGGAAAGCUUGGCCCCUGUUGCUUGUAGUUGCUGCAUUCAAUCCUGAGAACAUCGGUCUUACUGCCUGGGAGGAAUACCCCACACUCAAGAUGCUCAUGGAAAUGGUCAUGACCAACAAUUACUCCUACCCUCCCUGCACAUUGACAGACGAAGAGACCCGCACGGAAAUGAUCAACCGUGAACUCCAGAUCUCGCAGCGGGAGAAGCAAGAAAUCCUGGCUUUUGAAGGCCACCUGGCAGCUGCAUCCACCAAGCAGACCAUCACAGAGAGCAGCAGCCUCUUGCUGUCUCAGCUCACCAGCCUGGAGCCCCAGGGCCCUCCCCGGAGGCCACCUCAGCCAGUCCUGGAUCAAGUGAAAAGCCUCAACCAGUCGCUCCGCUUAGGUCACCUCUUGUGUCGCAGCAGACACCCCGACUUUCUACUCAACAUCAUCCAGAGACAGGCUUCUUCCCAGUCAAUGCCAUGGCUGGCAGAUCUGGUUCAGUCUAGUGAAGGCUCCUUGGAUGUCCUUCCAGUGCAGUGUCUCUGUGAAUUCCUUCUGCAUGAUGCCGCUGAUGAAUCUGCUUCUGGUGAGGAAGAAGAAGAGGGAGAGAGUAAAGAGCAGCGGGCUAAGAAGCGGCAGAGGCAGCAGAAGCAAAGGCAGUUGCUGGGACGCCUCCAGGAUCUCCUCUUGGGACCCAAGGCUGAUGAACAGACCACGUGCGAAGUGCUCGACUAUUUCCUGAGGCGUCUUAGUUCCUCACAAGUGGCCUCCCGGGUGCUGGCCAUGAAGGGGCUGUCCUUGGUGCUUUCGGAAGGGGGAAUCCGUGACAGAGAGGAGAAGGAGCCUCCUAUGGAGGAAGACUCCGGCGACUCGGAGCUCCUGCAGGGCUACCAGUGGCUUCUGCGGGACCUCCCCAAGCUGCCCUUGUUUGACAGCGUCAGGACCACCACAGCUGUUGCUUUGCAGCAGGCCAUCCACAUGGAGACUGACCCACAAACCAUCAGUGCUUAUCUGGUGUACCUUUCCCAGCAUGCGCCGAUGGAGGAUCAAGGGCAACACAACGACCUGGCUCUGGAUGUGGCUCGGCUGAUCGUGGAACGCUCCACCAUCAUGUCCCACCUCUUCUCAAAGCUCUCCUACUGUUCGGAGUCAGAUGCUGUGCUGGUGGCACUACUUUCCAUCUUCUCGCGCUACAUCAGGCGCAUGCGCCAAAGCAAAGAAGGCGAGGAGGUCUACAGCUGGUCGGAGUCUCAAGAUCAGGUUUUCCUCCGCUGGAUAACUGGUGAAACGGCCACAAUCCACAUACUAGUAGUCCACGCCAUGGUGAUUCUGCUGACGCUUGGUCCACCUCAGGCCGGGGAUGGCGACUUUUACACAUUACUGGACAUCUGGUUUCCGGAAAAGAAGCCCCUUCCCACAGCUUUCUUGGUGGACACGUCAGAGGAGGCUCUGCUUCUUCCCGACUGGCUGAAGCUGCGCAUGAUCCGCUCGGAGGUGCCUCGGUUGGUGGAUGCUGCACUGCAGGACCUUGAGCCCCAGCAACUGCUCCUCUUUGUCCAGUCCUUCGGCAUUCCCGUUUCCAGCAUGAGUAAACUUCUGCAGUAUCUGGAUCAGGCCGUGUCACACGACCCUCAGACAUUGGAGCAGAACAUCAUGGAUAAGAAUUAUAUGGCUCACCUUGUGGAGGUGCAGCAUGAAAGAGGAGCUACUGGUGGGCAGACUUUCCAUUCCCUUCUCACCACCUCCCUGCCAUCUCGCAGAGACAGUGAUGAUGCUCCGCGAGCCAAAAGCAGCCUUGAUACUCCACCGGGGCAGGGUAGGAUACGAGCUUUGGCCCAGAUCCGAGUUCUUGGCCCAGAGGAUGACUUUCCAGGCAUCCUUCUCCAGUUGUUUCAAUUGACUCCAGAUCCCCGGUGGCAAAAUUCCAAUCCGCGCCCCCUCGCCUUGGCUCUGCAGCAGGCGCUGGGACAGGAGCUGGCACGGAUCCGCCAGGGAAACCCUCCAGUGCCAGGAACCGCUGUGAAGCUUUUGCAGGCAAUGGCCGCUCUGCUGAACUCUCCCCAUGGCGGGACACUGGUGAUGGCGAUGCACCGAAACCAUGUUGUGUCUUGUCCGCUCAUGCGCUUGCUGUGCCAGUAUCAGCACUGCAUCCCCCAAGAUGCAACAUUCUCUACACUGUUCUUCAAAGUCCUCAUGCAGAUGUUGCAGUGGCUUGAGAAUCCAGCUGUGGAGGAGGGACCUCUUCGGACUCAGCUCAAGUCCUUUGCCGUUCAAUAUUCUUCCAGGCAUCGGAUCAAUGAUGUGCGGGGUGGCUUCUUGCACCUAGCUGAAGCUCUGGCGUUCCGUCGCGACACUGAUGUGAUUGGCUCCACUGUAUGUGCCAUCGUCACCACCUUGAAGAGUGGCGAGAAAUAUAACGUGGAGCCUGAGCUGGUCAGCAAAGUCCUCAGAGGCCUGACGGAAACGCACUCGCCGUACCUGGAGGAGCUCUUGGCAGCCCUCUUCUCAGUCACCAUGGAGACUUCAUCCCGCUUUCCCACUACUGGACCCAUUUCUGUAGUGAGCUCCUUGCUGCUCCAGGACAAGGAAGAGCCCAUUGUGAAGAAAGAAGUCGAGAGCGGCAGCAUUGAAACUGCCUGUCUGGGACCUCCAUCCGGCCUUUUCAUUGACUGGUUGGAAAUGCUGGACCCUGAAGUGAUCAGCAAUUGCCCAGAUCUCCAACAGAAGCUGCUGUUCUCCUGGAAGAAGGAUGAAAGCUCUUCCGAGUCGGGGCUGCCCUCUUUCCGCCCAUACCUUUUGGCUCUCCUGACGCACCAGUCCAGCUGGACUACCCUGCACCACUGCAUUAAGAUCCUGCUCUGCAAGAACCGAGAGCACCGAUUUGACCCAACGGCCUCCUUGGAUUUCCUGUGGGCCUGCAUUCAUAUCCCUCGGAUUUGGCAAGGAAGGGAUCAGAGGAUGCCGCAGAAGCGUCGAGAAGAGUUUGUUCUCAGGCUGAAGGCUCCAGAACUAAUCAGCUUGGUGGAACUGAUCCUGGCAGAGUCAGAGACUCGGAGCAAGAAUCCCGAAGAAGCCUCCUGCUCCGUCACCCAGUCCCGGCUGCCGCUCUUGCUCAGUUGCUGCCACGGAGAUGUAGAGAGUAUUAAAAAAGUCACUGAAUACCUGACAGCCUGCAUCCAGCAGCGGGGGAGCAGUUCUAGCUCAGUGGGAAAACAUUGCCAAGACCUCCUCUUGCAAAUGUACCUUCAGCUGCCAGAGCUCUUGAUCCCAGUGCCAGAAACCCUGUUGUCCAGUGAAGGGGCCACAGCCAGCAGCACUUGCAAACUCGACGGCCUGGUCCACCGGUUCAUCACUCUCCUCGCCGACUCCAGCGAUUCGAAGAGCAGCGGGAACCGGCUGUGGGAUGCCAACAUGGCAUGUCGGAAGUUAGCCGUGGCUCAUCCCAUCCUCCUGCUCAGGCACUUACCAAUGAUGGCUGCCCUGCUGCACGGCCGGGUCCACCUCAACUUCCAAGAGUUCCGCCAGCAGAACCAUCUCACCUUCUUCAUCCACGUCUUAGGCAUCCUGGAACUGCUUCAGUCACAGGUCUUCCAGAGCGAGCACCAGGGGGCACUGUGGGAUUGUCUCCUCUCCUUCAUUGGCUUGCUUCAGAGCUACCGGAAAUCUUCUCGCCACCUUGCCACCUUCAUUUCCAAGUUUGUCCAGUUCAUCCACAAGUACAUCACUUCCAAUGCCCAGGCAGCCGUCUCAUUCUUGCAAAAGCAUUCAGAUCUUCUUCAUGACCUUUCAUCAGACAACAGUGACCUGGCCAUGCUGAAGUCUCUCCUGGCUGGUCUGAGCUUGCCCAGCAAAAAUGGCAUGUCAGACAGAGGGGCCGAGGAUGACAAGGAGGAUGAAACAGGAGCCGGUUCUUUGCCUCUCGUCAACAUCUCCCUUUUCACUCCGCUCACCCCAGCGGAAAUGUCCCCAUAUAUGAAGAGGCUCGCCAGAGGUCAAACCGUAGAGGACAUCUUGGAAGUGCUGAGCGACAUUGAUGAGAUGUCCCGGCGGAGGCCGGAAAUCCUGGCAUUCUUUUCCACUCACCUCCAAAGGCUGAUGAGUUCCCCUGAAGAAACCUGUCGGAAUCUGGCCUUCAGUCUUGCUCUGCGCUCUAUCCAGAAUAACCCCAGCAUUGCAGCCGAUUUUCUCCCCACAUUCAUGUACUGCCUCGGCAGCCGUGACUUUGAGGUCGUUCAAACAGCCCUGAGGAACCUGCCUGAAUAUACCCUUCUGUGCCAAGAACAUGCAGCCGUACUGUUACAGAGGGCCUUCUUGGUCGGGAUGUAUGGACAGGUAGACACCAGUUCCCAGAUUUCGGAAGCCUUGAAGAUUCUGCAUAUGGAAGCGAUGCUCUGAACAAGGCAAAGACCCAUAAUGCUUGAUGGGACCACAGUGACUCCAAACCUGCAAGGCAGGGUAUGCGAAGAUGCAUAUUCCUUUUGAAGAAGGGAAGCCUAUGCUAGACAUCUUCCCACAGAAGGAAGAGAAAGACAUUUGGGGAUACUGUGAGUUUAUCCCACACAAGGUUGUCCAAUUUAGGUGAAAAGCGAAAGGUAUGACAGUCCUGUUGCUGGGCAUGGAACAGGAUGGCUAACAGAGAACACUUCUCAUUCAGGUACGGGGUGGGGGGGGAGACAUAUACAUUUGGCCCUCUGUAUUGGCACAGGUUCAGUGCAAAUAACAGAAAACACAGGAUCGUAAGUCCUAUUCGUGUCAAUAGAUGCCAACAUGCGUGAGGUUGCGUCAGCCUGGCUGUGUACACACACUGCUAUUGACAGUAAUGGGGUGGGGCCAUCUGAGGAUGCUCCAAUCUCCGGAUGGCUAGCCUGCAUAUAUGGAGGGCCAACUGUAUUUUGGUGACUUUCGAGGAGUGUGGUUUUGCUAGAGCACCCUGGUGGGACAUGGGAGGGCAUGUCACCCUCUCAAUAGUAAUGACCUAAUAAUUAUGUUUAUUACUCUUAAAAAAUUAAAAUCUUUUAUUUCA
Sceloporus undulatus (fence lizard) is the source of this 7389-nucleotide messenger RNA. It is a transcript of the gene INTS1, whose product is annotated as integrator complex subunit 1. Gene Ontology annotation, cellular component: integrator complex. The transcript has 47 exons. Bases 180 to 6761 code for a protein of 2193 amino acids. The record is from RefSeq and is a predicted model, not a curated record. Gene Ontology annotation, biological process: U2 snRNA 3'-end processing. NCBI's taxonomy places the organism in Eukaryota, Metazoa, Chordata, Lepidosauria, Squamata, Phrynosomatidae.